AUGUUAUCGAGUGAGUCCUGCAUUAAAUUCAAAUCUAAAAUAUGUUAUAUAGCCUCUAUGCUCUUAGACUCCUGUAAAAAUAAUUGUAAUUAUACCCAUUCAAGGUAUGUAUACAUGACCUGUUCUUGGAUGAUGGGAGUGUUCGUGUUCGCUCUUUUGCUAGGACAGAUUCGCGACAUUGUCUCCAAUGCCAACCGAACUAGAGAAGAAUACCGGAGAAAGAUGGAUAUGGCCCUCUCGGAAUGCAAACGCCUAGGCCUACCAAAAGAGCUUACCAAUCGUGUCCGUGACUGGUUUAUUUACACUUGGGAACAACAAAAAACUCUAGAUGAGAAAAAACUAAUCGAAAAGCUCCCACUCAAAUUACAAACAGAUCUGGCUUUGUCAGUCCACUACAACACUCUUAGCAAAGUCCAGCUUUUUCAGGUCUCUACGUCUGCCGUAAAAACAAACAAAUCUGCUCGAUAUUCUCCCACAAGAUUGCAUAACUUUAAGGGUGAUGUUGGCAAAGAGAUGUAUAUUGUCAAUCAGGGUGUUCUUCAAGUAGUUGGAGGAGAGAACAACAAUACUGUUUUCGCUGAACUCACACAAGGAUCUGUAUUUGGAGAGAUCAGUUUACUGGCAAUCGGUGGCAACAAUCGCAGAACUGCAUCUAUUCGUGCAAAGGGAUAUGCAACACUCUUCGUUCUGGCUAAAGAGGACUUGAACGAUGUGAUCAAAUAUUAUCCCCAAGCUCAGAUACUUCUCAAACGAAAAGCCGCGUAA
Molecule: messenger RNA, 765 nt
Organism: Strongylus vulgaris
Lineage: Eukaryota; Metazoa; Nematoda; Chromadorea; Rhabditida; Strongylidae
Source: the annotation of a GenBank genome assembly